This is a messenger RNA of Trypanosoma theileri, 306 nucleotides long. RefSeq lists its product as uncharacterized. The transcript has a single exon. The record is from RefSeq and is a predicted model, not a curated record. NCBI's taxonomy places the organism in Eukaryota, Euglenozoa, Kinetoplastea, Trypanosomatida, Trypanosomatidae. The coding region runs from base 1 to 306 and encodes 101 amino acids.
AUGGUCACUACAGUAGCCACAAAAAGGCUAACGCAACCUAUGGGGUACACGGGUGAACCCCGCCAAGUACUACACACGUACAGCGGACGACUGCCUCGUUUCCGCUCUGGCAAACCCCCGACGGCCCGGUCCNGCAGUGGGCAGAAUUACAACAACAGGCACGCGACGAUGCCGUUGAACACGAGUAUGCGCGCAAAGCGCAGGAGAACAGAUGGUAGUAAUGCAACAACAAACAACCCCGCGACGAGGGAAGAAGAAGAAACAGCAAAACACCAUCAUCAACAACAACAACAAAAAGAAGAUUGA